Messenger RNA from Trematosphaeria pertusa, 1703 nucleotides. Its product is annotated as zf-DHHC-domain-containing protein. Gene Ontology annotation, biological process: protein targeting to membrane; peptidyl-L-cysteine S-palmitoylation. The transcript has a single exon. Gene Ontology annotation, molecular function: protein-cysteine S-palmitoyltransferase activity. Gene Ontology annotation, cellular component: Golgi apparatus; endoplasmic reticulum. The coding region runs from base 238 to 1329 and encodes 363 amino acids. Lineage: Eukaryota; Fungi; Ascomycota; Dothideomycetes; Pleosporales; Trematosphaeriaceae. The record is from RefSeq and is a predicted model, not a curated record.
CGUACCACCAUCACGCUUCAACAUCCUUCAGAUCGCGGCUUCUGAAAGCUCGCAGGACUGUGUACAUAGCGCGCUGUCCCAAGUGCCGUCCUGCGCGCUGAAGGCCGUCCCACGGCCCUGUACUUACGCAGACGCGCCCCCUCUCCUCCGCACCUCGCAGGCCUUCGCACACCCUAACCCCUGCCCAGCAUGUCUUUCUCGGAGAAAGACAGGAAGAAGGCGGCACUGGACCAGAGGAUGGGCCAGCUCUCUUCCGUCCUGAUGCCGCUACUACAGCUCGGAGCCCUGGGCUUCACGGCCUACGUCUUCAUAUACUCACUCGCUAUCGAAUAUCUUCUUCGGCCCUCACCAGACUUCCAAUCGCGUGGCGUCUUCCCCAGAAAACCCACUGCGGUAGCCCUCAUCACAGUAUUCUCGAUUCUCCUUCUAAUCCUCAUGGUGACCUGGAUGCGCCUUCUCCAGGUCAUCUGGACAAACCCGGGUCUCAUGCCGCUGGGCAAGCCCUCCUCCGAAAAACAAGAAGCGUCGCAAAAGUACUUCGAGAAAUACGACGCCUUCAUCGCCGACUACGACGGCGAUCCGCUCUGGUGCAAUAAAUGCCACAAUUUCAAGCCGGACCGCACCCACCAUUGCAGAGAGCUUAAUCGCUGCGUACGACGUAUGGACCAUUACUGCCCGUGGGCGGGCGGCAUAAUCAGUGAGACGACGCACAAGUUCUUCAUCCAGUUCGUUUUCUACGGCACGAUUAUUACGACUUUCACCCUGGUUCCGAUGGCGUACUUUUUGGCGGAGCGCAUACGACUACUGGGCUCUAAGCCAGCGACUUGGAUAGCGGCGACUGCCCUGGCGGGUAUAUUUUGCAUAUUUACGGGGACGAUGUUUUUCACGACGUUCUGGAAUCUCAGCAUCAACUACACGACGAUCGAAACCGUGCAAAGAGGCGGAGUACACAAUAUCGCGAUGCUGGCUACGGCGGGAACGUCGCGGAGUAAAAACUCGUCCAGGGCCUCGAGGAGCCCGAAUCAACAGCCGCCUACUGUGCUGAAGGAGGUGCAGCGCGAUGCCUCGCGUUCCUACGUUCUCUUCCAGACGCAACCGUUCGAUCACCCAUGGGAUAUAGGCACGUGGCCGAACCUACAGAGCAUCAUGGGCUACAGCAUCUGGCAGUGGCUCGUCCCGUUGAAGAUGAGCCCCUGCAUACAACACGACGAUAUUCGCGGCGAGUUUGGCUGGGCGCAAAAAGUGUUGGAUAUGGCUGCGGAGUAUCAGGAGGAUCGGCCCGGGAUGCAGAUACACCUGCUCUCCGACUCCCGACGGAGAAAUCGCUGAAUGUCUUCAAGGGAUUACUAGGUGUUGAGGUGCAUGGCGAGCGCAUAGCGGUUCAGGGUCUUGACGAUGUGACUGUUGGAAUGGCAUUCUUAUGAUACCCGAAGCGCAGCAUACUUGGCUUGACGUACAUAGCAUCACGCAGACCUAAUAUUGCAUUCCUUCGCAUCAGCCACUCUUCACGCUCUCACCACACCCAUUAGCGCCUUCCGCACUCCACUCUCGGUACGCUAUCAAAACGCCCUCAACGUUUCCCCCCCUACAUCCAACCACGGACGCUGCAUUACCGCUCAACGGCCACGGCUAUACCCGUCUCUCAACCACCCUUCCGCUCAACCACGGGCCGACCUCGCAUGGUCGCCUCACUUUAUCCCGAG